UAAAGUGAUUGAAAAGCUAAUGGAUGGAAAUACAUCGAGGAUAACAUAUACUCUGCUCCAAAAGGAGCCAAUCCAGAGAAGCUAAAAAUCAAAACCCAUCAAACUGAGCUAUCUAAGAUAGCACAUGCUCUGCCUUCCAGAAGGAGCCGAAACAGAGAAGCUAGAAUCAAAAGUUGAGAAAAUAAAUGGCAGGAUGGGAGAUUCCAAGAGUUAAGCUGGGAAGCCAAGGACUGGAGAUAUCUAAGUUGGGGUUCGGAUGUAUGGGCUUGAGUGGUGUCUACAACGCUCCACUUUCUGAUGAGGACGGCAUUGAAAUAAUAAAGGAUGCUUAUAGCAAGGGAAUCACGUUCUUCGACACGGCCGAUGCGUACGGAGCAAAUGCUAAUGAAGUUCUGGUUGGAAAGGCCUUGAAGCAACUCCCAAGAGAAAACAUUCAGCUAGCCACAAAGUUCGGUAUAGUAAGAUUAGACUUUUCCAACUUGGUAGUUAUGGGCACCCCUGAAUAUGUGCGGUCAUGUUGCGAGGCUAGUUUGAAGCGCCUCAGUGUGGAAUACAUUGAUCUGUAUUAUCAGCAUCGAGUUGACACAUCAGUUCCCAUAGAAGAAACUAUGCACGAAUUAAAGAAACUGGUGGAAGAGGGAAAGAUUAAAUACAUUGGUCUAUCUGAAGCAAGCCCCGACACGAUUAGGAGAGCUCACGCUGUCCAUCCAAUUACAGCUGUACAGAUGGAGUGGUCUCUCUGGACUCGUGACAUCGAGGAGGAGAUAGUUCCAUUAUGCCGGGAGCUCGGUAUUGGAAUAGUUACGUACAGUCCUCUCGGCCGUGGCUUCUUUGCUGGCAAAGCUAUUGUUGAGAGCUUGCCUUCAGCCAGCUCUCUGGUAACGCACCCUAGAUUUAGAAAGGAGAACCUGGACAAGAAUAAAAUCAUCUACUCUAGGAUUGAAGAUCUUGCGAGGAAGCAUGGAUGUACGACGGCUCAAUUAGCUCUAGCAUGGCUUCUUGAACGAGGAAAUGGGGUCGUACCAAUCUCCGGGACAACUAAGAUCAAGAACUUAAAUGAAAAUAUAGGCUCCUUGAGGAUAAAAUUCACCGAAGAAGAUUUGAAAGACAUUUCGGAAGCUGUGCCCAUCAACGAAGUAGCAGGUGGUAGAACGUAUGAGGGCGUGAUGCAUGCGACAUGGAAGUUCGCCAACACGCCUCUGCCUACCAAGAAGUACUAAGCACAAGAAGUUGAAGGUCGUGGUCCUGCCGCCCAAUUCAAGCAUUUGAAGACCCCGAGAAUGCGAUGAUUGAGGAUAUAUUAAGUGGAUACAGAAGGCUAUUGAACUUUGGAACUGUUCAUUGUUCUCCUAGCCGGCGCAAGAAUUGCAGUCGAGCCUUCCUUCUCAUGUUUCUAAUGCCGUUUUUAAUGCUUGCGAGACCUCGCAAAUGUACUUCGCUUGCCGCGGGCUUUGCGAUUGAACGGUCAAUGCCACACUACAAGGUCUUUGUCAAGACUUUAUUCCGAGACAACUAAGAGAAACUUUCAUUCUUUACCUCAAGCAGAAGUAGCCACUUUAUGAUAAAUACAUGCAACGAACCGAUGCUUUAUCCA
Messenger RNA from Syzygium oleosum, 1594 nucleotides. RefSeq names its product probable aldo-keto reductase 1. Bases 186 to 1220 code for a protein of 344 amino acids. Gene Ontology annotation, cellular component: cytoplasm. The transcript has 7 exons. Lineage: Eukaryota; Viridiplantae; Streptophyta; Magnoliopsida; Myrtales; Myrtaceae. The record is from RefSeq and is a predicted model, not a curated record.